UCGCAAUUGCCCUUCCACCUCCGCUACCGACGCCCUGGGAAACCAACGGCGCCAAGUGACAGCGACGAGCAGGAUGGCCUUCCGCGAGGAGAUGACAAAUCACAACAUUGACAGCAGUAGCGCAACAUUCGAAGACCUUGCGAUCGAUGACACAUUGACCGACCUGGAGCGCGUCGUGCGAUACGUUCACAGCAACAUUGCGUUGCAGCGCGUGAUUCACGUGCGAUUGCUUGAGGAAACAGCAGUGGCUGCCGGCUAUGAAAAGACCGUGGACGCGAUCGUUCCCGUGCUGGAGCCAUUGGUGUCCGACGUGGAGUUCGUUGUGCGCCAGCAUCUCGCCGGGCAAUUUCCAGGUCUGUGCAAGCACUUGGUCGAGUCGGGUGGUGACACCGGAUACAAACUCGUCCUGGACAAGUUGGUCCCUCUGCUGAAUCGCUUGGUCACGGACGUCCAAGCCGAAGUGCGCCAUGUCGCAACGGACUCGCUUGUGUUGGUGGCAGGCUGUAUCAAACCAGAAGACCAAGGCCAGCACAUACUCACACUUGUGCUUCCGUUGGCACAUGAAGAUGGCGAUGAACAGAUGCGGAUUACAGCGCUCACACUCCUCAACAAACUCGCUGUGUACCUCGGACGCGAUCUGUGCUGCCAAUUUUGCGUGCCAGAGUUCAUAUCGUUGGCGGGCGACCCCGUGUUUCGUGUGCGAAAAGCGAUUGCCCUCAACUGCGUACAAGUGUGUACGACGGCGGGGCCCGAUGUCACGGAAGAACGAUUGCUGCCCGCGUUCCUUCGCCUCGCAAACGACGACAUCUGGGGCGUGCGUAAAGCAUGUGCUGAAUCGCUCAGUGACUUUGCGAAAACACUACCGUUGUCGACGCGAGCGACGGUGCUAGCGCCGCUCUUCUCGGCUUUUGCCAAAGACCAGUCCAAGUGGGUGCGCAUCGCCGCGUACCAACAGCUGGGACCAUUCAUGUCGACGUUGUCGCCGGCAACAAUCUCGGACGUCCUCGUUACCGCUUACACCAACAUGGCGACGCAGCCGGGCGUGUUGCUUUUGGGCGGCGCCGAAUCCGACAUCAAAUUCCACUGCGCGUUCAACUACCCCGCCGUGACGACGACGCUCGGGGUCCAUCAAUGGGGCAAACUCGCGGCCGGGUUUGAUGCGCUGGCCCGCGAUGGAUUUUGGAAAGUGCGGCGCACGUUGUCGUACUCUCUCCACGAGAUGGCCAAACUGCUCGGACCAGACCUCACCGAGAAGCACUUGGUGCCAGCGUUUGCCUACUUUUUGGACGACGUCGACGACGUCAAGCUCGGUUCGAUCACGCACUUUUGUGACUUCCUCGCCCGUGUCCCACCUUCUUCUCGGUCGCGGUUUCUCCCCGAACUCGCCAAGUUCACCGCGCUGCCGUCGAAAUUCAAGCUCAAGUGGCGCUUCCGCGCGCUCGUGGCGCAGCAACUGCCGUCUUUCUGCACCGUCUUCGAUGCACCUGCUACGUUUGAUGCGGUCGCGCCGCUGGUGUUUUCGCUAAGUCAGGACGACGUGGCGACUGUGCGCGACGCGAGUAUUGCGGCGAUGCCGCCGCUAUUCGCCGCCGUGAAGGAAUCGGACGAAUGGACGUGCUCUUUGUCAGAUCAGUUGCUCGCGUUGCAAGCGUCACCAAAGUACCUCACUCGCCAGACGUUCCUGCGCAUUACAAGAGCAUUUCUUCUCGCGCUCCUUCUGCCGUCGUGAGCCAGUCUUCCAGCGUGGUUCUAAUGCCGUCGUCUUGCCGCAGGGGUACGUGGAUGUGUUUGAGGCCAAGUUGAAGACAGCGUUCGUCAAGCUGGCGACGUCCGACCCCGUGUUAAAUGUACGCCUGCUCGCGGCGCGAAUAUUGCUCGACGUUGCGCCAGUGUACGCAGAGCCAGAAGAAGCGCUGCAAGCCCUGGACAAGGAGACCGAUGCCGAGAUUCAAGCGGUGGUUGCAAGACUCAAGCAAGCGCGAGAAGAACAUGCAGCGCAGUGACGUCAAUAGAGCUCGAGGGGUGGUGGAUCGUGCGCACCAGCCAUCAAGGCAGCCGGAAUUUCUUCCGUAGCGUGCGAUGGAUGCAUCGUUGGAGUCUAUAUUAUAAAUAUCCUGGCCAUGAGGAGGGCAGAGUACUCGACGCAGCACAUCCGUUUAGUUCGCCGGCUUGGCCUCUGGCGCGGGUUCGCAGAACGCAGUCUGUCCUUGAAAGAUUUCCUUGCAUAGCGCUUCCAUGGCACUGAGACCACGGGCGGCGGUCUCGGCUCCGCGGCUAACAGAGAACGAUUCGAGUUUCUGCGACACAAACGGUACAAACGCGCUCACUUCCGCGUCCUGGGUGUACAUGGUAUGCGUCAUCCCGCCGGAUUCACUAGCAGGGUGUGGUCGGUACACACACGACUCGUGCACCGUCGCCACAGACCGGUACGACAAAUUGGUCGACUUGAGGUGGAGCGUCUUGGCGACAGGGUCGCAGAUCGUUUCUUCGUACACGUACGAGUACUUGCCCAACAUGCUGACGGCCCAUGAAGGCAUGUUGUUCUGGGUGCACUUGGCCAAGCGCGCCGUAUGCAGCCGACCUUCCGCGUCCAUGUAUCGCGACAAGACAUCCACGCGUUCGACGUGGGCGAGCUUGGCGUUCGGGUACUUGUUCCAGAACGCGCGGGACACAACAUCCCACGAGUAGGGGUACACGUGCUCGGUAGUUUGAUGGAGAACCAUGACACACGCCGCGUUCCUUCGUCAACCGCCUG
Molecule: messenger RNA, 2755 nt
Organism: Aphanomyces invadans
Lineage: Eukaryota; Oomycota; Saprolegniomycetes; Saprolegniales; Verrucalvaceae
Exons: 13
Coding region: 74-1729 (551 amino acids)
Biological process (GO): protein dephosphorylation
Molecular function (GO): protein phosphatase regulator activity; protein binding
Source: RefSeq, a predicted model, not a curated record